This is a messenger RNA of Bombina bombina (fire-bellied toad), 6165 nucleotides long. It is a transcript of the gene TMEM169, whose product is annotated as transmembrane protein 169. The transcript is spliced from 4 exons. The record is from RefSeq and is a predicted model, not a curated record. Bases 243 to 1187 code for a protein of 314 amino acids. Lineage: Eukaryota; Metazoa; Chordata; Amphibia; Anura; Bombinatoridae.
CUUUGUGCAAGGACCUGCAGUCCUGGGAUGGAUAUUGGCAGGUUUUGAUCCCAUCUGCUAUGGGUUUAUCACUGAAAGCACCUUCAUUUCCUAAAUUCGGGAUCAUGUUGCUGGACAAAGGACAGCAAUACAUCUGAAAUUUGCAGUGGAGUCAUUUAGGUGAAUAGUCAAAAUGGAAUGUUGACUUUGUCUAUGAUACUAUAAAACUGGUAGAUUUAUAACCAUGAAUUACUGAUUUCCUUAUGAAAGAAGAAAUGCAGGGUGAGGCACUUCGCAAUGAUGCUGGUAAUGAGGAAAUCAUCCCUAAGGGAAACAGAAGUGCCCCACAGAGUCCCCUCAGGGAUACACUCCGUAGAGCUGCAGCUGCAGUGUCUUUUGAAGGCAAAACUGGGGAAGCCACCAUAGAGAGGAAGAAAAGAAAGAAGAAAGAGCCUCGUCCAGAAUCCAUUAUUGUGUAUCGGUCAGAUAAUGACAAGGUAUUAGAGGAUGAACAAGCAGAUCCAGAAAGUGGAGAGAAAAGUGCAGAAGAAGGCUCCAGAUUUCUUGGAACUCCAGUGUCUGAUGGAGGGUGGAAUAUGGCCCAUGACAGUCGCUAUGUUACAUUAACUGGUACCAUCACUCGUGGGAAAAAGAAAGGCCAGAUGGUGGAUAUCCAUGUGACCUUAACCGAGAAGGAGCUUCAGGAGCUGGCUAGAUCCAGGGAACCUUUACAAGAAGAAACAACGGAAGGAAAGAAGACUUGUUCAGUCAGUCUGGACCGAGGUCCACAUAUUCUUAUUUGGACUAUUCUCUGCUUACCUAUAGUGUUUGUUCUGUCUUUUGUGCUCUCUUUUUAUCAUGGGACCAUUACCUGGUACAAUAUUUUCUUAGUCUAUAAUGAAGAAAGAACUUUCUGGCACAAAAUCACAUUUUGUCCUUUCCUAAUUAUUUUCUAUCCUAUUAUCAUUGUUGCGCUGUCUCUGUCCCUGGGUCUUUAUACAGCCAUCACCCAAAUAUCCUGGUCAUUUGGGGAGUGGUGGCGUGCUGUGAGGGACAUGGAGAAAGGUUUCUGUGGCUGGCUCUGUAGCAAAUUGGGUAUGGAGGACUGUUCUCCAUACAGUAUUGUUGAGCUUCUGGAUUCAGAUACUGUUUCUGGCAGCCUGUCUGCAAAAGGAUCUACACAGGCAGUGGAAACUUCAGCAGUAUGAGAAAUUAUUUUUAAUUUAUAUCACAUGGUCAGGUGAAUUAAGGAGAAGUAUUGGACAGUUGGUGUAUCAUUUUUUUAUUGUUACUACUGAGCUCUUCUGCCUUGUGCCAUAAUGGUAUAUGCCUGGAAAACUAGUAAUCAUUACUUGCUAUAAUGAAUUUGUGUUUGGUUAUCACAGGGUUCAGGAAUAUCCUAAUGGUUUGCAGGAUUAUAAAUAAGACUGUCAUUAUUCAACUGUGAUUUUAUCAUUACUUGUAUAAAGGGCCCCAUUGUUAUGUAAUUACUAAGUUGUGAGUGAAUAAGAGUUGGUUUCCUAUGAUAAUCAUCUGAUCUCUGUAUCGGAUCCCUAGUUGCAUGAUGAGUAUAUAAGGACACUAGAUACCUUCCAUGUUUCACAAUGUCUUAAAAAAUAGUUUAAUGGUUUACAAGUGUGAGUUAUACUACUGAGAAGAAAUUUAUAGAGAGAAAACUGGUUUUCUUUAACAAAUACCUAACAACAACAACAAAAAACUAUAAAGCUUUAUUAUUUUGUGAAAAUGUAAUGAUAUAGCAAAGAAAGCCUUGUAGUGAUGGGUUUGAGGUGCUGGUCAUAAGUCGUUCAUGCAAUUACAAAAGAAAUCUGUGAACUUUAUUUUAAGAAUGAAAAUACAUGUAGUUGUUACUCUGCAGCUGCCUCUGCAAUUUAACUAAAAACAACGUUUAUCAUAAGAAAGAUCUUAUCUUUUUAUUCAGUUCGGGUGAGGUACAAAACAAACCUAAUAGAGUUACUGCCAUAUAUUUCAUCCACUGAAGCAUUUCCCGAUUAAACCAUAAUUGAUUCUUUUAGUUUUACUUGCAGACUGGUUGUUAAAGGGAUAUGAAGCCCAAUUUUUUUUUCGUUCAUGAUUCAGAUAGAGCAUGCAAUUUUAAGCAACUUUCUAGUUGACUGCUAUUAUCAAUUUUUCUUCGUUCUCUUGGUACCUUUAUUCGAAACAGCAGGAAUGUAAACUUAGGAGCCAUCCCAUUUUUGGUUCAGCACCUGGGUAGCGCUUGCUGAUUGGUGGCUCCUAAGCUUACCUUCCUGCCUUUUGGAAUAAAGAUACCAAGAGAACGAAGAAAAAUUGAUAAUAGGAGGAAAUAAGAAAGUUGCCUAAAAUUGUAUGCUCUAUCUGAAUUGUAAAAGAUAAAAAUAAAAAAAAAUCGGGUUUCAUAUCUCUAAAAGAUGAGAUGCUGAAUAAAGAACCUUUCUUAAGACCAUAGUCUUCAUUACUCCUAUUGACUAUUUUAUUUUUUAAAUAGGUUAUGAUAAAAAUAAAGUUUAAUGUUAAAUACACAAAACAAUGGAUCUGCAGUUUACUAUUUAUGUAAGCCUCCUUCAAGGGCAAUGUGCUGUGUCCAUCUUACAAUAAUUUUUUUGUAUAUCAAAGCCUGAUAUAGAGUUUGAGUGCUCAGAGAGACACAUACGAUCAGAGGAACUCCUGUUAUUAAGACUGCUAAAUAUGUAAUUGCAAUCAGAGUCAGGGACAGUCCUGAUUUUUGGACUUCUGCCUCCUGCUAUAAUUGCUUUAGGAUUCUGCCCCACAUUGUAAAAAUUUGCCUUGAGCUAUAGGCUUAGUAUGGAUGUUUGAGGGAAUCAGACAAAGACAUUUAGAUUUUUUGAUAAAAACAAUAGGCCCAUCAAGCCUACACAUACUUCCUAUAAAUUGUAUGCUUAAAGGGACAGUCAAGUCCAAAAUAAACACUUUCAUGAUUCAAAUAGGGCAUGUAAUAUUAAACAACUUUCCAAUUUACUUUUAUCACCAAUUUCGCUUUGUUCUCUUGGUAUUCUUAGUUAAAAGCUAAACCUAGGAGGUUAAUAUGCUAAUUUCUUAGACCUUGAAGACCGCCUCUAUCUAAAUGCAUUUUGACAGUUUUUCCUUACUAGAGGGCUUUAGUUCAUGUGUUUCAUAUAGAUAACAUUUAGCUCAUGCAUGUGAAUUUACUGAGUGAGCACUGAUUGGCUAAAAUGCAAGUCUGUCAAAAGAACUGAAAUAAGGGGGCAGUCUGCAGAGGCUUAUAAUUACAGAGGUAAAACGUGUAUUAUUAUAACUGUGUUGGUUAUGCAAAACUGGGGAAUGGGAAUUAAGGGAUUAUCUAACUUUUAGAACAACAAAAAUUCUGGUGUUUACUGUCCCUAUAAUUCAUUUAUAGGAUAGCCUUGUGCUUAUCCCAGUGAAUUUUGCAGACGUGAGGUCUUUGAUAGUAUUAUGCACAUAUUUAUUUGCUUAUUGUGGAUGCUGGACCUACUGCACUUUACAUUAAAAUGGCAGCAUAAUUAAAACAAUAUAUUUAAUUCAGUGAAUUAGCAUCUUAUUGAAAAUUUGGAACUUUAAUAAUGUGUCCCCUUAUGCUGUAUACAGUACCCUCCUUAAUAAAAAAAAAAAAAUGUUAAUUAAAAGAAAUUCACAUUUUUGAUAAAAAGGUUUAUAUUGUCCGGGUAUUUGUAGGGUUUAUAGAAAAAUAACACAAAAUAUGGUAGGAAAUCAAUUAAUAUCAGGCCGGAUUGCCCUGUUACAAAUAUUGCCCUGUUUAGUGGAUUGAUAUAUACAAUUUGACUAUAUAUAGACCAAAAUGUCUGAGGUGUGACAAGCUCACAAACUCUCUGCAACUGUACUACUGUAACAUUUGUCUGUGCAGUUAUGAAGCAGUGGUCUAAAGACUGCUGCGCCAUAACCUGUCUGCCUGCUUUGAGGAGGCGGAAAGACAUUGCCGCAAUUCAACCCGAUUGAAUACGAUUGGGUUGAUUGGCACCCCCUGCUAGCAGCCAAUUGGCCGCAAAUCUGCACGGGGCGGGGUUGCACCAGAAGUUCACAAGAGCUGGUGGUGCAAUGCUGAAUGAAUUCAACGAGGUCUGUAGGACAUGAACUGCAAUGUCGGAUCAUGUCCGACAGGCCAUUAAUAAAUAGGCCCCUAUAUCUAUUGUUGCUUUGGUAGAAUCCAAACAUCUAUUGUUGCUUUGGUAGAAUCCAAACGUGCACAGUGAUUAUCUGCUGGAGCAUGCCUAGAAGCUGUGAAGUCAGUUGAAAUACAAUGCUUCUGUCUAAACACUGAUAAGGGGGGUGGAGCAGACUGCUCCAGACAGCAUAGCUAUUUAAGUAUUUUUGCUUAAUUUUGAAAAUUAUUUUAAAAUACUUGCCAGCAAUUUUUUAACAAUUUUUUUAUGCAUACUAUUUUUUUACUUAAUUAGCUUUUUUAGUAUAUGCACAAAUCUCAACAUGUUUAAUGGCAAUUUAAUGUAAAAGUACUUUAUUAAUAAACUCAUCAAACCAUAUGUCACAACAUAGGCCUAGUUUCCCUAGAGGUGGUAAAGUUUGGAAACUGGUGGUAAAAACAUUUAUCUCUAUUAAAGUCUAUGGAGAAUGUUUGUUACCACCAGUUUUCAAACUUUACCACCUCAAUAGAAACUAGACCAUGGUGUGUACUUCUUUAAUUGUUUUUUUUUUGUUUGUUUGUUUUUUUAAAGAGGUCCUUCUUGUUGGAAGUUGCUUAAAAAUGUAUGCUCAGAAAAAAAUAAAAAAUAUGUUCUAUCUGAAUCAUGAAAGAAAACAUUUGGGUUUUGUGUUACUUUUUUAAAUACAUAGAGCUCCAACAAGCAGGAUAUGUUAAACAAACAAACAAAAAAAACAUUUAAACAAGUACACACCAUUUCAGGUGAGUACUUUGUUGUGACAUAUGGUUUGAGGAGUUUAUUAUCCCAUUUCAUGUCCCUUUGAGUUUUGCCCUACCUGUAGAAUAAAUACAUCAGGGGAGGUUUAGUGAAGAGAAGUGCUUGUCUUAUUCUCUAAUAAAGAGACUUUCACUAUUUUCAUUGGCCCAAACUUUAACACUGUCAACAAUCUGUGUAUAUAAAAAUGCACAGAAACUUUAUUUAUUGGUUUUAAAGGAGAACUGUGACAUUAAAGUGACUAUAAACAGCUUGUAAUUACAAGACAUUUCUGCCAGAGCUAAAUAUUGUUACAACAAAUUAGCAUUUCUACCCACCAUUUGCCUUAUUUGGACAAGCCACAAUGCUAGCUAUGGUCAUAAUGUUAGUAUAAAGUGAAUUGUUUAACAGUUGCUACCAUUUAAAACCAAUUAAGGAUAUAUGUAGCAGGGUUAUUCUUGAUAAAUCAACAGGGUGCAGUUCUAAGAAUUAGAAAAUCCUCAAUUUUUAGAGCUUAAUUACAUACAAAGGGGCAAAAUAAAUAUAUUACAAUAACACAUUUAUUUAAUGUUUAUCAAAUGGUCUACACCUGGCAUGCAGACAAUGUUACAGCAAUGUGCCAAUAAAUAUGCAAAUAUGUAAAUAUUUAAUCCUUUUGUUUAUGUGCACAAAUGAAACGUUAUCAUCUAAAUGCUCAUGUAUGGGUACAACAAAUUAUUUAGAGGAUUAAAACUUUAAUUAUAAAAUUACUCAAUUAUAUGAUUUAUUUUUAAUUGCUUACACGUCAGGAAUUGAUAUUAUUGGUAAAGUGAACAGUCAUUAUCUAUAUUUAAUUAAUUAUCUGUCAUGAUUUACUUUUGGUUUGGUUGUGAAACUUUUACUUCAAUGGAAGUCUCUGAAAAUCCUUAAACUGACUUAUAAAUUAUAUGCUGCUUACUAAAAAAAAAAGGCCAGAAUUAUGAAAUUCUGUAGUUGUGUAGCUCCAAUAAUAUUACUGUCCCUUUAAGAAGCCAACAAUGUGCCUUUGUCUAAUAGCCUUGCAUUUGUUUAUUUUUGUGCAUCUCCAAAGUCAUGAAAAUUGCUUGCAAACCCAGGACGAUCAUGUACCCAAGUCUGGUAUUUCUUCAGAUUGAUUUCGCAGUUUCAUUAAUUGAUUAGAAUAGCUUUGAAAUAAUAAAAAAAAGUAAGCACCUGAGCUGCUAUACAUUUUUUUUUUUUUUCUGUAUGAAUUCAAACACGUUGUAAUGGAGCCUUAGUUUGAGUUUUCUUAAUACAGGGAUUACAAAGAGCAAAAAUAACAGUCAACCAUUGCAAACCA